AUGCGUGUCUGUGGAAUCUAUUUUAUUACGCCCGGCUAUCCUGAUACGCCUCUCCCAAUUCUUGCUUCCCGCCUGCGUACCGAAGUCGUCGACCUCACUGCCAACCACACACUCACUCAAAUCUUUUAUAAUCCUUACCCACCAAACUCUACCAACGAAGCUCCCGCCAAUGCCAAGGAGGCCAAAUAUACCUUUCCUCUUUAUGAAUCAUCUGCUAUUCGGUUCUUUUCAGCCGAAAUAGGUUCAAAAUUCAUAAACGGGGUCAUCAAGCCAAAGCAGGAGGCCAAAGCCGAAUAUAAUGCUGCCAAAGCUGCAGGGAAGCAGGCGGCCUUAUUAGAGCAGAAUACCGGCGAGGUUUUUACCACCAGUGUAGGGAAUAUACGCCCGGGGGAAUUUGUGUCCGUGGUGAUCAAGUAUGUCCAUGAGUUGAAACAGGAUAUCGAGGUCGAGGGUGUGAGGUUGGUGGUUCCUACUAUUAUUUCGCCAAAAUACGGACAUGCGGAUUUUACGAAUUUUGGAGUGGGCUGGGAUAACGGGUGGAAUAACAUGAGCACCAAACUUGAAAAAAUUGCUGAGGGAAGACUCGAGACUAAAGGCCUUGCGAUUGAAGUCAUGGCGACCAUGAAUGGUUCGAUUCGGGGUGUCCAGAGUCCAAGUCACCCUAUUGCUAUCAACAUCGGUUCUCACGAUGCGUCUGGCCAGGGAGAAUUCAACCCGCAGAUGGCUCGGGCAGUGCUAGCAAUUCCAACUGCAUCAACCACGGGUCUCGAGAAGGAUUUCACUCUCAUCAUUAGCUCUACUGACAUUUCCAUGCCCCGAGCUUUCAUCGCACCUCACCCUGAUAUACCUUCAAAGUCAACCCUCCUGGUCACAUUGGUUCCCCGUUUCGAGCUCCCUCAGCAGCGGCCAGAGGUUGUCUUUGUAGUUGAUCGUUCGGGUAGCAUGACCGAUAAGAUAGCUACUGUCCGCUCUGCGCUCCACCUGUUCCUGGCCUCUUUGCCAGUAGGCGUGCAUUUUAAUAUCAUUUCCUUUGGAUCUAGACACUCAAGCCUCUGGCCCAAAUCCAAACUCUAUAGCGCUGAAUCUUUCGAAGCUGCUAAGAGGCAUGUCGAUGGCAUGGAUGCGAACAUGGGCGGGACAGAAAUGCUUGCCCCUUGUAGUCAAGCUGUGUCAAGUCGACUGAAAGGCAUGAAUCUAGAGGUCCUUGUAUUAACUGAUGGAGAUAUAUGGGGGGCAGAAGUGUUGUUCGACUUUAUCAAUAAAAGCACUUCUACUGGCGACGCGAGGUUUUUUUCACUGGGUAUUGGUAGAAGCGUAAGUCACCUACUCGUCGAAGGAAUUGGCAGGGCUGGAAAAGGAUAUUCGCAAAUUGUCGGUGCAGGGGAUAAUAUGCAGAAGAAAAUCAUGCGUAUGCUCAAAUCUGCGCUCACUCCACACGUCAAUGAUUGGAGAAUCGACUGGGAGGGAAAAGAAGCCAUCAUGUCCUCCUUCUCACAGGAAAACACAGCAGAGCCCACCACCCAUGCCCCAAUAUCCCUUUAUGACACUUCCAGCAAUCCCGAUGAGGCAAAACCGACAGAAUCCUCUCUCCCUGCACGCCCACCAAUUCUUCAAGCACCAUCAAUCAUCCCAUCUCUUUAUUCCUUCACGCGAACAAGUGUCUACUUCCUCUUGACAGAGUGCACGGCCCCGAAGGUUAUUCGCCUCCUCGGCACAGCACAUGAUCCCAAUACAAACUCUAUUCACCCCCUCGCACUCAACAUCCCUGUUGCCACUAUUACCUCAUCCUCAUCAGCCCUCGGUCUUUACUCGCUCCUGGGGCGCAAACUUUUACAGGAUCUCGAAGAAGACCGCUGCGGAUAUCUACCUGCCCACUCUCCGCACAAAGACGCCGAGGGCACAGAUCUGGGGGUUACGUUUGGGCUGGCGUCAAAAUGGACGAGUUUUGUGGCUGUUGCGACUGAUGAUGGGGACGACGAAAUGGAUAUUGAACCUAAUCUAUAA
Molecule: messenger RNA, 2004 nt
Organism: Morchella importuna
Lineage: Eukaryota; Fungi; Ascomycota; Pezizomycetes; Pezizales; Morchellaceae
Exons: 2
Coding region: 1-2004 (667 amino acids)
Source: RefSeq, a predicted model, not a curated record